GGAUGCUUUUCAACCUGAGGUAGCAGGCUAGGGAAGGCAAGGAAACUUAGAUCUAAUAUCCUAAGCAAUAAAAAGAUUUAGGUAAGCUUAGUAUAACUUAGUAGGUCUUGAGUCUAGUUAUUUUUAGCACUGUUAUCAAAUAUUAGAUGUUUUCUUGCUUCCUGAGGGCAGGGUAGGUAGAGAUAGACUGAGUGCAGACGCCUGCCUGAAGUGGACGCCUUCAACCACUAAUAAAAAUUAGUGGAGCCCACUGUUUUGUCCUUGAAACAGCCUUCAUUCAUCAACGCCAAAUCUUGAAGUAUCAAAACAUAACUACACCUCAAUUUCGUCCUUAUCAAUUACAAAACAAACCGUCCACGAAUACAGAAACAAGAGGUAUGAGCACCGAACACAAGAACGGUGCAGGGGCACAGGAUGAAGAAGAGGAUGAUUACAUGAACAUGUCCUUUGAUGAUCCAGCACCUGUAAAAGAGACAUCCAUACAACGUACACAGCGACUGAAGCGUGAAUCGCGUGCACGGGGUAUCAUCAAGUCAAAAGAGAAAAUUGCAGAGGAAGAAGAAGCCGCACGUGAAAAGGCUCUCUCAACUUCAAUGCUUGACGAUGCCAAGGCAAAAAAGAGCAAAGGACUCGCCAUGAUGGCCAAGAUGGGGUUUACAGGCGGUGGGCUAGGAAAAAAGACAGAAGACGGAGCUGCUCCCGGCCGCACAGAGCCUAUCAAGGUCAGCAUGAAGGACGAUCGUGGAGGUAUUGGUUUGGACAAUGAGAAGAAGCGCAAGAUGAGAGAAGCAGCUGAAGAGAGGGACAUCAAAGCUGUUAAAAUGGAUCCAGACGAGUACCGUGACCGUGUGAGAAAAGAGCGGGAGGACGCAAGGCUUGAGAAGCAGUUCUUUGCAGCCCAGCGCACAGCAGAGAGGAUGGACGAUGAGAAGACAGGAGUUUAUGGCCCUGGUGCUUCAAACCCAAAUUUUAAAGAUGAAAACAACAAACCGGUGCCGAUCUCAUCCCGUCCUCUCAAGUCAAUACCAAUUAUUUAUCGCGGUCUAGUCAGACACAGAGAGGAAGCAGAACGCGACCGACGCAUGCGCUACGAUCUUGAGCAAUCAUUAUCGCGAUUACCAACAUACGAAGACGACCAGGAAGAUGCAGACGACAAGAGGGCAUUGGGGAAGGGAUAUACGGUGUAUGCUACGGCUGAGGAUCUGGACGAAGAAGAUGAGGAGCUGUAUCAGUUCAAUGAGCUCGAGAUUGGGGAGCGGUUGAAGAGCGUGUUGGAGUAUCUGAGGGAAAAGCAUCAGUAUUGUUUCUGGUGCAAAAUGGCGUAUCCUGAUGUUGAGAUGGAGGGCUGUCCAGGCUUGACUGAGGAGGAUCAUGAUUAACUGUGACAAUGCCAUGUUGUGACAAUUUCACGAGAAAUAGAUAGACGCCUCAGGUGUUAUGGCCGAUCUUGACACCAAGAGGAAAGCUUCAAGACAUCAUUUUUUUAUCACAAUGACUGCUUUCAGCAAUAUCCUCGCG
Messenger RNA from Fusarium redolens, 1518 nucleotides. RefSeq lists its product as uncharacterized. Gene Ontology annotation, cellular component: kinetochore. The transcript has a single exon. The coding region runs from base 378 to 1379 and encodes 333 amino acids. Gene Ontology annotation, molecular function: nucleic acid binding. NCBI's taxonomy places the organism in Eukaryota, Fungi, Ascomycota, Sordariomycetes, Hypocreales, Nectriaceae. The record is from RefSeq and is a predicted model, not a curated record.